CACCACGGAGUGUGGUUUGGCUGCCCAGGGCCUUGAACACAGCAAAACUUGUUUUGGGUGGUUAAACAUUGUCCUGGCUGGAUGGCUGGGUUCCAACCAGAGACCUCACUUGCUGCCAGCGGAAAGCUGGAAGCUUGAGAAGAAGAAGAAAACUCAGCACGGGGACUCUGGGAGCACCUUCUACUGGUCUUCCAAGCAUGGGGUCUGCAGCCACCCUGCCCUGCCUGCUGCUUUGCAUCUUCUACCUUGCAGCUGGAGCAUCUGCAAAGCCGCGCUACAUGGUGCUUAUCCCCUCUACGUUCUACUACCCGUACACGGGCAAAGUGCACAUCCACCUCAUGGACCUGGACGAGCCGGUGCGGGUGACCCUCCACCUGGCCAGCAGCCAUGAUGUCCCCAACGUCACCCUGGAGGUGCAGGGCAGCGAUAUCCUCCAGCUGAACUGGCCCCGCUUUUCCAACAUUUCUCCCCCUUCUGAACAGAACUAUGCAUAUUGGGAUCUUCACAUCUCCAUCGAGGGAGGUUCCCUGCAGGUCUCUGAGCAGAAGCAAGUUCUGGUGAAGUUCCUGGCGCCGGGGACCUUGGUGCAGACAGACAAGGAUGUCUACAGGCCUGGACAAACAGUGAAAAUUCGAAUUGUGCGUCUGGAUCCAAACUUAGCUCCUAGCAACAGGGAGAUUCCCUUGGUGGCUGUGAAGGAUCCCAGCUGGAACAGCGUGGCGGAGUGGGAGGAGGUGACUCCGCAGCAGGGAAUUGUGGACCUGUCCUUCUCACUGCCUGCGGACACAGACCUGGGCACGUACACCAUCGUUGUGGAGGAGAAGAGACAUUCCUUCAGCGUGCAGGGUUAUGGGAUGCGCCGCUUUAAAGUGCUGAUCCAGUUGCCCAACAUUGUGACGGUGAAGGACGAGAAGAUCCCGCUGGACGUCUGCGGGCGGUAUCCAUCUGGGAAACCUUUCCGAGGAAAGGCUAAGGGCAAGAUGUGCCAGUUCCACAGAUGGGACGGUACGAAGAUCUGUGCAGAGUUUAGGGGCCAGACGGGGAAGAAUGGCUGCUUCUCUACCGAGGUCCCGGCGGCUUCCUUCAACCUGACCAACUUCAACUACGAGAACUGGCUCACCGCCAAGGCGUUGCUGAUAGAGAAGGGAUCUGGGAUGCGGCAUGCAGCCACCAAAAAAUGCAUGGUUAUGUAUGAAACGGUCGCGAUCACCUUUGAAAACAACGACAAAUUCUACAAGCCGGGGAUCCCCUACACUGGGAUGAUGCUGCUGAAGGGAACCAACGGCUCUGUCCUGAAGGAGACGGAGCUCCUGCUUGUAGUUAAAGCUGGAGGAGAAAAGAAAAAUAAAACCCUGGUUACAGAUGGAUUGGGGAGAGCCUUCUUCGAGCUGGACACCUCUGGUUGGAAUGAUGAGAUUGUGAUGCGUGGUGAGCUCAAGGACGACUCUGCAGCCUCGGAGCAAGAAGACGACAAGUAUCCCGAAUAUCAAACUGUCAUUCGCUACCUGUAUCCCUUCUCUGUGGACAGCAAAAGUUUCAUGAAGAUCCGCAGGUUGAAGAAUAAGCUGCCCUGUGACCAGCCCCAGAAGUUCUGGGUGGAUUACUCGCUUGAUGAGAAAGAGUUGGGGUUCAAGCUGCAGAGCCUGGACAUGGUCUUCCUGGUCCUGGCCAAGGGAACCAUUGUCACCGUCCUCAGAAAAGAGCUGCCUGCUGAGGCUGGGUUGAGAGGUUCCUUCUCCCUGGAGCUGCCCAUCGGUCUCAAGCUGGCACCCGCAGCCAAGGUGCUGGGCUACGUGCUGCUGCCCAGCGGUGAGAUGGUGGCUGACAGCACCGAGCUCAAGGUGGACAAGUGCUUCCCCAGCAAGGUCAAUCUGUCCUUCUCGGAGCAGAGGGCUCUGGUGGGCUCCCAGCUCCUCCUGAAGGUGCAGGCUGCCCCAGGCGCACUGUGUGCUGUCUAUGCCAUGGAUGAACACGGUCCCAAGGGCACGAUCAGCCCUGACACGGUCUACGAAUUCAUCCCGACGCCUUCUGAAGCCAGAUAUUAUUCUGAAGAAUAUGAUUUACCUCCUAGUGGGACAGGGUUGUCUGGCAUAAUUUUACAACUUCCAGCCGUUAACUGUUUUGACGUGCCAGGGAAUAGCUGGAGAAAUUGCCGCCGCAGGCUGUGGCGCAGGGAGGUGCCGGCGCCCGAGCCCCAACCCAGUACCUACAACCUGCUAGAGGACGCAGGUUUGAAAGCCGUCACCAACGCUCAGCUGGGCUGUAAAGUGUACAUGCAGUUCGAUGAAGAUGACAGCUUUCUGUACUCCCCAGAAAGAAAACUGAGGGAUGAGCGGGACAUAGGGAUGCAGACGGAUUUCUUGGGGACGUGGCUGUGGGAGCUGGUCCCUGUGGGGGAGGGCGGCUCUGCGGAGCUGACGGUGACAGUACCCGAUGCCAUCACCAAGUGGGAAGCCGGGAUGUUCUGCAUGUCCCCGCAGGGCUUGGGGCUGGCCCCGGCCACCACCCUCACGGCCUUCAAGCCCUUCUUCGUGGAGCUGGCCCUGCCCUACACUGUGGUCCGCCAUGAAGCCUUCACCCUCAUGGCCACCGUCUUCAACUACCUGCGGCAGUGCCUGCAGGUCCGGGUGACGCUGGUGGAGUCGAUGGAGCUGGAGGUGUUGGCAGGCACGGACCAGGGGCCACACACAGGCUGUGUCUGCGCGGAUGAAGAGAGGACCUUCCAGUGGAACGUGCGAGCCACCAGCCUGGGGAAGAUGAACAUCACUGUCACUGCCGAGGCCUUGAGCUCUGACGAGCUCUGCAGCACCCAGAUGCCCACGGUGUCAGCCCAGGAGCACGUGGACACUGAGACAAAACUCCUGAUGGUGCAGGCUCCACAAGUGAUGUGAAGGAAAAUUGCAGCUGCCUGGCUGUCCCUGUGCUCCUGACCCCACCAGACAGCCAUGGUCUAGAGGACUGGCACCUCUCCCUGUUCCUAUCACUUCAUCCCUGUUCCUAUCCCUUCACCUGACCCGGAAGGAACCUGCAGCAACACGGCUGAGACGAGGACUCCAAACCCCAUCCUGCUCUCCAGCAGCCCUGCCAGCCCAUGAGGAUCAAGGGCUGCCUGGGAGCAGCCGCUUUUCUGCCCAAGCGGUCGUGAUUUCCCUUGAACCAAUGCCAGUGUGACCCCCCAGAGAGGGGACCAGGGCAGGUGAGAUGACCCCCAGCUGACAAAAAGCCUCUGGAGAUCAAUGUAAGCCUGAUGGCCGGGGAUGGAGACGAUGCUCAGAGCUGACCCAAGCACAGCCAGGCUGACCCCUGCUCUGCCAGCCUGAAAAAUAAAGAAAAAUGCAAGUGGAAUAAGGGAAGUGGAAACAAAAAAGUGUCCUUCUUGCACAAAAGCUUCCUUUUUUCAGGCUCUUUCUCACCAUCCUUCACCAAGGCCAGCUCUCUGUCCCAAAAUAGACUUCAUGUUAGGGACUCAUUGUUCCUGUCCACCUUGAUGAUGUGUCAGAGGGGUUGUACUUUCACCUUGCUUUGCUGAAUAAAAAACUGAGACCAAA
Messenger RNA from Columba livia (rock pigeon), 3548 nucleotides. RefSeq names its product alpha-2-macroglobulin-like protein 1. The coding region runs from base 198 to 2891 and encodes 897 amino acids. Gene Ontology annotation, molecular function: endopeptidase inhibitor activity. Lineage: Eukaryota; Metazoa; Chordata; Aves; Columbiformes; Columbidae. The transcript is spliced from 22 exons. The record is from RefSeq and is a predicted model, not a curated record.